This is a messenger RNA of Diuraphis noxia (Russian wheat aphid), 3126 nucleotides long. RefSeq names its product Argonaute 2 (gene AGO2). Lineage: Eukaryota; Metazoa; Arthropoda; Insecta; Hemiptera; Aphididae. Gene Ontology annotation, molecular function: RNA binding; protein binding. The record is from RefSeq and is a predicted model, not a curated record.
AUUUUUAUUUUUUUGUACGCAUUACCCAAUAGAGUGCUAUACGCAUACGCAAUACGCAUUUACGCAGUAGAGAAAUUGUGAUGUCGAGCACGUCAUUUGUGUUACACUGUCUUUUCAGUUUUCAGAGUUUCCAAAGUUCAAACUGAAGUCUGAAAGUAUCAUYAGACGUCAAUAAUUGGUCAAUGCGUACGUCUUAAUCAGUACAUCGGCAUUGAAUAUUAAAAUUUUAGAUUUAGAGUUGUUUUUCUCAUUUUCUGUUAAUAGAAAGGUAUACUGAGUAUACUCUGAGCGAAGUCACUUGAAUUUUAUCAUCUUAUUCAAAGCACCGUAAGAAGACGUAUUGAGCUGCUUUUUUGUUUACGUUACACUGACACAUAGUAUCGGUUUGUGAUUUUAACAUAAUACCACAGAUUAUAUAAUCUGUAAUAAUACCGUUCUUGUUUUAUUCAUCGAUCCGACGCUCCUUGUACACCGUUUUUUAGACUUUGAUUUCGGUACAGUGCAGUGUUCACUUGUAUUCGUUCGAGUGUUAUAAUGAAUCCUGAUCAACCAAAUACUGGAACUCCUGGUGCCCCAGGAAAAAAAAAUCAAAAAAAAGGUACGCAAAAAGAUAAUUCAAAUAUUAAUGUUGGACGAACUCAAAGACCAUCGAAUUCAGGACAWAAUGACUUUCCACAAAUGUCUCAAAAUAAACAAGAUACUAAACAGGAGUUUACAAAAAAACAAAACAAGCCAAAGCAACACCAAAUCCAGAAACAAAACCAACCAACUGAGUGUAAACCACAAGGACAAAAUGACUUUCCACAAAUGUCUCAAAAUAAGCCACAUACAAAACAGCAGACAACUCAAAAACAAAAUAAACCAAUGGAAGCAAAUCAAAAACAAAAUCAACCUGCUGGAACUAAACCAACUCAAAAACAAUCUGAAGGCAAUAAAACAUCUGCUGAGCCACAACCAUCUUCAACUAAAGACAAUCAACAAAUUGAACAACAAAUUGUAAUCCUAAAGAGUAACUUACAUAUUCCUAAAAGAAGAAAUCCUAAGACUGGAGGUACUAUGGGACGUGCAACUGAGAUUGAUGUGAAUCAUCUUCCUCUUGAUCUUGACAAUUUGUUCAAAAAAGUUGUCUAUCAUAUAGAUGUACAAUUCAAACCAGAAUUACCAAAAAGACUUCUUAGAAAUGCUUUGGAAGAAUUUAAUAAAAGACAUUAUCCGAAUGUUAAUUUUGCAUUUGAUGGACGAAGAAAUAUGUAUUCUGUAAAAGAAAUAAAAGGGAAAACUGACACAAUAACAGUUUUAAAUGAUGAAAAUAAUAGAAAAAUAGACUUUAAUAUUUCAACCUCAAUUGUGAAUAUAAUUCAGAUGAAUAAAAUACAGGAGUAUUUAAAAUCUGGUUCAUCUAACUCUCCUCCAGGUGAAGCGUUUCAAGCAUUGGAUAUUGUUUUGAAAAACCGACCAUUUUCAUUAAGAUUCACUAACGUUGGAAGAUCAUUUUUCCCACUACCACGUAUUACACCUAUUGACUUGGGUGAAGGAAUGGAAUUAUGGAAAGGAUUUUUUCAAAGUCCUGUUAUGGGUUGGAAACCUUAUCUCAAUAUAGAUGUGGCACAUAAAGGAUUUCCUAAGUAUCAACCCUUAUUGAAUUUCAUAAAAAAUGAAUUGAAUUGCGAUCUCAAUUCAGAGAUGGACCAAAGAAGUUUCAAUGCAUUAUCAAAUUACGUUAAAGGAUUAAAAAUUGACUUUAUAGUUCCAAAUCAACCUAAUACAAAACGUUCAUACAAGGUAGUUGGUCUCCUUGACUCUGCCUCUAAGUUUAGAUUUGAUAUGGUGGAUCCUGAUAGAGGUGUACAAUCGCUUAAUGUUGUGCAAUACUUCAAAAUUACACGAAACUAUGUUAUCAAGCAUCCAAAUUUACCUUGUUUACAUGUUGGAAACAUUAACAAAAAGACUGCAAUUCCAAUUGAAUUGUGCACCGUUCAAAGAGGACAAUUGCGCUUGAAAAAAUUAUCUGAAGUUCAAACUGCAGCCAUGGUAAGGAAUGCAGCUCGACCUCCUGGAGAACGACGCCAAACUAUUGAAAAUUGCAUCAAAGACGUUGAUUACUCUAAAGAUCCUGUAUUGCAAGACUUUGGUAUUAAAGUUAAAGAACAGUUUGCUUCAAUACCAGCAAGAGUUUUGGAUCAGCCCUCUUUGGCUUAUGCUCAAAAUAAGGUAAUCUUCAAAUUAGCUGCUGUUAAGCAAAAAUCAGAAUUGGAAGUUGGUGUUCUUACACAAUGCAUUAAAUCCAGGACUAUGUUCAAAAUGAAUACAUCAACAUCUUCCAAUAUUCUACUGAAAAUAAAUUCAAAAUUAAAUGGAAUCAAUCACACUCUUGCCAUCAGAAGCAGCCCACCUAGUAUGGAUGGAGCAAUUAUUUUUGGAGCUGAUGUGACACAUCCAUCUCCUGAACAGACUACUAUUCCAUCAGUUGCUGCUGUAGCAGCCAGUCAUGACAUUUAUGGAAGCCAAUACAAUAUGGAAUGGCGCUUGCAAUCUCCUAAAGUGGAAAUUAUUCAAGAUCUGGAAGACAUUGUUCAUUUACAGCUGAUUAAAUACAAAGAUAGAGCAAAAGCUGUGCCAAAAAAGAUAUUUUAUUUUAGAGACGGUGUAAGCGAAGGCCAGUUUUUACAGUUGCUGGAAUAUGAACUGAUUGCUAUUCGAAGAGCUUGCCUCCGACUCAAUAUUAACUACAAACCUUCGGUGACAUUUUUGGUCGUACAGAAACGUCAUCACACCAGAAUGUUUCCCAAGUUCCAUUGUGACAUGGACGGCAAGUUUUCUAAUGUUCCUUCUGGCACAAUUAUAGAUACUCAAAUAACUCAUCCAACAGAACUUGAUUUUUAUUUGUGUAGCCAUGCUAGUAUUCAAGGCACAUCCAGACCAACCAAGUAUCAUCUAAUAUGGGAUGACAAUAAUUUCACCGAAGACCAGUUGGAACAGCUUACAUUUUACCUCUGCUUUAUGUUUGUGCGUUGUACUCGUUCUGUUUCAUAUCCAGCACCUACCUACUAUGCCCAUUUGGCUGCAUUUAGAGCUCGUGCUUAUAUUGAAAAGUAAGUUAUUUGAUAACUAUAUUAUAAUAUUAAA